Messenger RNA from Penicillium canescens, 576 nucleotides. Its product is annotated as non-canonical purine NTP pyrophosphatase. Gene Ontology annotation, cellular component: cytoplasm. NCBI's taxonomy places the organism in Eukaryota, Fungi, Ascomycota, Eurotiomycetes, Eurotiales, Aspergillaceae. The transcript is spliced from 6 exons. Gene Ontology annotation, biological process: nucleoside triphosphate catabolic process. The record is from RefSeq and is a predicted model, not a curated record. Gene Ontology annotation, molecular function: nucleoside triphosphate diphosphatase activity. Bases 1 to 576 code for a protein of 191 amino acids.
AUGAAGCCAUGCAUGUUCGUGACUGGUAAUGCCAACAAGGUGAUCGAGGUCAACGCUAUCCUUGGUGAGGCGGUCCCAGUUCAAUCCCUUGCCUUAGACAUUCCCGAGAUUCAAGGAACGUUGGAAGAAAUCGCAACCGAGAAAUGUCGACGCGCCGCUGAGAUUAUCAAUGGGCCGGUGUUGGUAGAAGACUCGGCCUUGGAGUUCAACGCGAUGAAAGGGUUGGCAGGUCCUUAUGUAAAAUAUUUUCUCGAGUCAUUGGGAAAUGACGGUCUCAAUAAGCUCUUGUUUGCCUACGAGGACAAAAGCGCCCAAGCUGUAUGCACGUUUGCUUUUUCCUCCGGGCCAACAAUGGAGCCGCUGGUUUUUCAGGGGAAACUGAAGGGUAAAAUUGUACCUGCUCGUGGUCCACCCAGAUUCGGUUGGGAGCCGAUUUUCGAACACGAGGGAGAGACUUUAGCUGAAAUGGAGCAUGACAAGAAAAAUGCACUCUCGCACCGAUAUCAAGCAUUGUACAAGUUCCAGCAGUGGCUGGCCCAGGGCGAUAACCGAUCACUAUAUUUCGAGAGCAAAUAA